AAAAUACAAAAGACAAAAAAGUAAAGUAAAAAUUAUGGGGAAACACACGGAAAAGAAAAUUCGAGAAAAGAGAAAACAACGCUUUGAUCCCAAGCCAUUUUCUUUCCUCCACUUUAGAGAAAAGUCUUACUCGUUUUCCUAGCAAAAUUUUCUCUCCUUUGUUUUUUCUUUACGCUAGAAAGAGAAACAAAAGAAAAAAAAAAGCCUCGUAAUUUAGAGAGAAGAGGCAAAAAAUGGAUAAAUUUAAGAAUAUGUUGAAACCAAAGCCAAACCCACAACAAUUAUUACGAGAUUGGCAAAGAAAACUUCGUCAAGAGUGCCGUAACAUUGAACGCCAAAUCAGAGAUAUUCAGAGGGAGGAGAAAAGUGUACAGAAAGCAAUUAGAGAAGCUGCCAAGAGAAAUGACAUCGGUUCUGCCAAGGCACUUGCAAAAGAAAUUGUAAUGUCAAGAAAAGCUGUGAACCGUCUAUAUGAGAAUAAAGCCCAGCUUAAUUCAAUAUCAAUGCACCUUGGAGAAAGUGUUGCAAUUGCUCGUACUGUUGGUCAUUUGUCAAAGAGUGCUGAAGUCAUGAAACUUGUAAACAACCUCAUGAAAGCUCCAGAAAUGGCUGCCACGAUGCAAGAAUUUAGCAAAGAAAUGACCAAGGCUGGGGUUAUUGAAGAAAUAGUAAAUGAUGCUGUCGACACAGCAUUGGAUUCAGAAGACAUUGAAGAAGAGACUGAAGAAGAAGUCGAUAAGGUUCUUUCAGAAAUAGCUGGUGAAACUGCCGCACAGCUUCCUGAAGCCGUUCGGAAGGAAAGAGUGAGGGUACCUGCCCAAAGAGAAAGCACUUCCCAUGAAGAAGAAGCGGUAGCGGAGGGUGCAGAUGAUGAGGAAGAGUUAGAAGAGAUAAGGGCUCGACUUGCCCGAGUUAGAUCAUAAACUCAUACUUCCUUUUGGUGUGAUUUUGCUAUCUAUCAAGUAAACUCUGCUUUGUAUUAUUAAAGAGCGUUUUGAGCUCAUUGGUUGUGUUUGAAGGAGAGCUUUGAACCCACCAUACCAUCAGAGAGGGAUUGACAUUGGAUGCAUUGGGGGCAAUUGCUGCACUGAAAUUCUACCUUUUGUUUUUGGAUAAUAUUAUGUCAUUAUGCAAGUUCAGAAAGUUUUAA
Messenger RNA from Durio zibethinus, 1150 nucleotides. Its product is annotated as vacuolar protein sorting-associated protein 24 homolog 1-like. The record is from RefSeq and is a predicted model, not a curated record. Gene Ontology annotation, biological process: vacuolar transport. Lineage: Eukaryota; Viridiplantae; Streptophyta; Magnoliopsida; Malvales; Malvaceae.